AUGUUUAGAAAUUUAUAUUUAGUUUUAUUAUUUAUAAUUAUAAAUAUUUUAUCAAGUUUUGCAGAAAUAAAUUUAUCUGAAUAUAAAUCAACUCCAUUAGAUACAAUUACCUUAAAUUCUUUUAUAUCAAGCUCAAAACCAGCCAUAGUUUAUUAUUACACCAAAACCGCAGAUGAAUAUUUAGAAGAAAAUAAUGAAGUUGCAUUUGGUGUUUUAGAUAUUGAUAAAGAGUUAAAGAUAAGAAGCAGCUACUCUAUUGAAACACCAUCGGUAGUAUAUUAUAAAAAAGGUAAGGAGGUAUCAGAGCUCCAGGGAGUCAAAACAAAAAAGUCAUUAGAGAAAUUUAUAGAAGAUCCUUUAACAGUCCCAGAACCAUUUGCUGGACCUGGAUCAUGGUCUGAUAUUGAAUCACAAGUUGCUCAUCUUUCAAAUCGUAAUUAUACAUCCUUCAUAUCAAACAAUAAAGAUGUAUUGGCAAUGUUUUUUACUCCACAAUGUGGUCAUUGUAAACGUGCUAAACCAGCCUACGGUGAAGCUUCAGUUUCAGUAGUUAAAAAGAAUGUUGGUAGAUUAGCCGCUGUAGAUUGCUCAAUAAAUAAAAAAGUAUGUGACAUUUUAAAUAUUGAAAGUUAUCCAACAUUCAUUUACUUUAAAGAUGGAAAAAAAGUAGAUGCCUAUAAAGGAGGAAGAGCUAAAGAUGAUUUCAUCAAUUUCCUAUCAGAAAAAUCCAAAGAAUCUCCAACUGUUAAAUUAAAUAAAAAAUCCAAAAAAGAGUUAUAA
Dictyostelium purpureum is the source of this 780-nucleotide messenger RNA. RefSeq lists its product as uncharacterized. Gene Ontology annotation, molecular function: protein disulfide isomerase activity. Bases 1 to 780 code for a protein of 259 amino acids. The transcript has 3 exons. The record is from RefSeq and is a predicted model, not a curated record. Gene Ontology annotation, cellular component: endoplasmic reticulum. Lineage: Eukaryota; Evosea; Eumycetozoa; Dictyosteliales; Dictyosteliaceae. Gene Ontology annotation, biological process: protein folding.